AACUAGUUCUGAAGGUUUCAUUAAUUGAACAGUUCCUUUGAAUUCUUUAUCCGGAACAACAUAAAGUUGAACAAUUAAUUAAAAAAUUAAUUUUAAAAUAAAAUAAACGCCACCAAACAUGUCAACUCGUUGGUAUCCCCUGUAUCAACGCGGCAAUCCCCAGCUGCGAGUUUUCUUGCCCAAUUUCUGGAUGAAGCUCAUCAGGCCCAGUGAACCCCAGCCCAAAAACAUUGUUACAUUUUCCGUGUCCAUGGAAAUGACCAAACAUGAUGUGAAAAACUAUUUGGAAAAGAUUUAUAAAGUCCCCGUUAUGGAUGUGCGUACCCGCAUUGCUUUGGGCGCGACCAAGAGAGAUGUCACCUAUGGAUAUGUGACCAAACAUGAUGAUAUGAAAAUAGCUUAUGUAACAUUGCCCAAAGAAAUGGAAUUUACAUUCCCCGAAAUGUUUACCAAGAAGGAUGAUGCCAAAAAGGCCGAUGAGAAAGCCAUGGAAGAUACAAAACAAGGUUUCAAGCAGUUCUUGGAACGCAACAAGAAACGUCCUGGAACACCAGGCUGGUAUUCGAUAUAGUUACUUAGUUUAAUAUACGAAUAAAACUAGUCUAAGUGAAUUGUUUUGUUUAGAAA
Molecule: messenger RNA, 627 nt
Organism: Musca domestica (house fly)
Lineage: Eukaryota; Metazoa; Arthropoda; Insecta; Diptera; Muscidae
Gene: mRpL23
Product: large ribosomal subunit protein uL23m
Exons: 2
Coding region: 119-571 (150 amino acids)
Biological process (GO): mitochondrial translation
Cellular component (GO): ribosome; mitochondrial large ribosomal subunit
Molecular function (GO): structural constituent of ribosome
Source: RefSeq, a predicted model, not a curated record